This is a messenger RNA of Mytilus trossulus (common blue mussel), 4378 nucleotides long. RefSeq names its product death-associated protein kinase 1-like. Gene Ontology annotation, biological process: signal transduction. The transcript is spliced from 17 exons. Bases 1 to 3636 code for a protein of 1211 amino acids. Gene Ontology annotation, molecular function: protein binding. NCBI's taxonomy places the organism in Eukaryota, Metazoa, Mollusca, Bivalvia, Mytilida, Mytilidae. The record is from RefSeq and is a predicted model, not a curated record.
AUGUCAGUUGUAUUAUUCCAGGUUAAUGGAUGGACAGCAUUAAUGUUGGCUGCCAGCGAAGGACAUGUGAAAGUGUGUCAACUUCUCCUGAAGAACAGAUGUAAAACAGAUAUCAAAAAUGAUACUGGACGGACAGCAUUAAUGGAGGCUGCCAGGGAAGGACAUGUGGAGGUGUGUCAACUUCUCCUGGAGAACAGAUGUAACAAAGAUAUCACAACAGAUACUGGACGGACAGCAUUAAUGGAGGCUGCCAGGGGAGGACAUGUGGAAGUGUGUCGACUUCUCCUGGAGAACAGAUGUAACAAAGAUAUCACAACAGUUAAAGGAUGGACAGCAUUAAUGUCAGCUGCCAUUAAUGGACAUGUGGAAGUGUGUCAACUUCUCCUGGAGAACAGAUGUAACAAAGAUAUCACAACAGAUGAUGGACGGACAGCAUUAAUGUAUGCUGCCAUGUAUGGAAAUGUGGAAGUGUGUCAACUUCUCCUGGAGAACAGAUGUAACAAAGAUAUCACAACAAGAGAUGGAGAAACAGCUUUACAUCUGGCUGCUGAGAGGGGAUAUCUACAGAUCACAAGAUGUCUUGUAGAAGAAGGAGGUAUCAGUCCCUUUGUUAAAACACACAAGGGUAAGACUCCAUAUGAUCUAGCAGCAGCAAGGAAACAUGGGCAGUAUAAAGAAGUAAUGGAAUACUUAAAGGCUGCUGUACUAAAGACGAAAGAUUCUAUGUUGAACAAACUGCUUGGCAGUGGAAGCUACCAAUCGUUUUACAUGCGCUGCAUGGUAACCGGCCAGUUCGCUACUGGGAAAUCAAGUCUAGUCAAGCUUUUAGUUGGGGAUAAUGUUCCAGAAGGGCGACAAGCCACUGAUGGCAUUUCCCUCGUUGAAGGUCGUUGUGGACUUGAUAUAGAGACAAGAAACUGGAUCAGGAUUGAUUCAGGAACAUAUAAUGCCUUGGAUGUAGUAUACAAUAAGGUUUUAAUGACCUCUGUUGAAAAGGAUGAAAGAAAACAAACAAAAACAUCAGGAAAACAUAAAUCCGAUGCAAAACUUGUUGAACUUCCAAAUAAAGACGAUAUUCAUUCUCAGAAGUCAGAAGCUACCAAGUCAACAUAUUUUCCUGUGAACCUCUCAGGUGAGCCUUCUACACAGUCACAAGCUACCAAGUCCACAUAUUUCCCUGUGAACCUCUCAGGUGAACCCACUACACAGCCACAAGCUACCAAGUCGACAUCUUUCCCUCUGAACCUCUCGGGUGAACCUUCGCAGCAGCCACAAGCAGCUCAAUCUUUGUCACAACAAAUUUCCUCUAUUGAGUCUAAUAAACAGCAAAUGAAGAAGAAAAUGACAACUAAAAUGACCAAAAAAGAAAUGAGGAGGAAAAUGGAAGAGGUUCUCGAAACUGGUAAAUAUAAGAUGAAAGUUGGCAGGCUCAUCUUCUGGGACUUUGGUGGACAGUAUGUUUAUUAUACAACACACCAGACAUUCAUGACUUUCAGAGCGUUGUUUCUAGUAGUUUUUGAUGGAAGUAAAGGAUUGAAUGAAGAAAUACCUGAUGUACUGUGUUUUCCAGGACAGCACAUGACACCAACACCAGCAGUCUUUUUACUGCACUGGGUAAACUCAAUCCUGACCUAUUGUAAGGUGGUGUAUGCUGGCAUCCCUAAGAUCUUGUUUGUUGCCACCCACAAGGACAAGGUACCAGUGGAGAAUGUUGAAACCAGACGUGCACUAUUGUACAGUGAAGUUGAGGAAUUAUUUAAAGACCACGAGGGAAGAAAUCAUCUUGUCCUUGACAAACAAAUAUUUGUCAAUGCAACUGAUAAAGAUGAUAUAGAAAUUAAAUCAUUAAAGAAAGCCAUCACAGAGCUUACUUUCGAUCAUCCUUGUUGGGGAGAGGACAUGCCGAACGCUUGUGUUCCCCUUGAACUGGAGAUUGCUGAAAUGGUAGCUUCAGGAAAGCAAAUCUUGUCAUUGGUAGAACUUGAAGAAUUGAAUUCAAUCAGCAAGGUGUCCGUUCUGGAUUUUGAACAACUUCAUGAUUUCUUACACUUCCAUCAUUCCCUUGGGAAGAUUAUCUACUUCGAUACCCUUCAGCUCAGGAAUUAUGUUAUAAUUAACCCGCUACUCAUGGUGGAGGUAAUGAGAUCAUUUGUGACAGACAUAGGAUUUUGGCCAAAGAAAAGAAGAAUGCAGGUAAUAUUCAGUAGAAUGUCAGAAAGUGGAAUCAUACACCGAGAAGACCUGUAUAAGAUUUGGGAACAAAAGGAUUUCCGUCCAAUUUUACCUUACAAAGAGUUUAUAUUCAACAUCCUCAUUCAUUUAGAUAUUCUGGCAGAGCAAAGAAGAUAUGACACAGGUACAGGAAGUCGUAUACCAGUAGAGAACUUCUUUGUUCCCUGUAUGGUUACAAAAAGAAACACAACCAGCUUUAUGGAAAAAGAAUGUACACCAGAGAAAGCAAUAUGUCUAGCCUUUGUUUUUAAAGGAACUGUCAUACCACCAGCUUUGCCCAAUCGUCUGAUCAGUGCAUGUCUGAGUAUGUGGACUCUGAAGCAAUAUGAAGGGAAAACACUCCUCUUUUCAGGAUUUAUUGUAGUCUCAUUUGACAAGGCACAUGAUGUUGUAGUAUGUGUUGAAGGCAACAAGAUUCUUCUUUAUCUCGUCCAUAAAACCUCGGCUGGACUUAUAGUACCAGAUAUUGCCACUGCAGUAAAGGAAUGCUUAGUUACAACAAUGGAAAGAAUAUCAGAUUUCUAUCAGUCCACAAUCCAUGUAAAACACAGCCAACAAUUACCUUUCCAUAUUGAAUAUUCAUGUUUUGAAUUGAAAUGCUUCAUUAGUGAAGAGGCAGCUUUGCAGACCAAUGAAUGGGUUUGUGACAAACAUAAACUUACACACAGACAAGGAAACUGGGUUGUUUGGAAUCAAGAUAAGAUAAAAGAACAGUGUGAACUACAUUGUCCAGGUUUACAAGAUAGUGCCUUAAAUCAAAUUCCGAGUGACGUUGAACUUCAUCGAUUAGCAGCAGGAUGUGACGAAACCACAAUACGAGAGUUGGCCAUACAUCUUGGUAUGACUCUUCAAGAUUGGGAAACACUAAGAUCUAAUAAUGCUCAGAUUGAGAUUGUAAAGUAUAGAAUACUGGUCAACUGGCGGGAAAAAUACUCAGGAAGAUUUAGCAGAAUAGCAAAAGCUUUAACAGAUAUGGACUUUCCGGUCCAUACACUGUGUCAGGUAAAAAGGGAAAGAAGAGCAGAUACAGACAUUCCUUUGGAAUAUCUAGAUGGUACACCGACGGAUGAGAUAUUAGAUAAACUAGCACCCCAAAUUGGUCAAGUAUAUUUUCAACUUGGUGCUGCCAUCGGGUUGUCAAUUGGAACCUUGGAAAAUAUUCAGAGCAAUAAUCCCAGAGAUUUAGCAGCUCAAAAUAGAGAGGUAUUAUUUGCAUGGAGAGAAGACAAAACAGUUAAACCUACAAUACGAGUACUGGUGCAGGCUUUAGUAAACAUUGGGAGAGGAGCUCUUUGUUUACAGGAAGUUUUAACGAAUGUGGAUCCUAAUACCCUUAGAGAAUCAGAAAAAGUGGGAGAUAAAGGUGCAAUAUCCAAGAAAUCGAACAAAUGUUCAAUAGCUUGAAAGUGGACACCACAGAGUAAAGUUAGAACAACAAUAAUGCAAUAUGGAAAAAGUUCACUACAGCUAAGGUGAAACCAAGUAAAGUGCAUUCCGGCCUUAGUGUUUCUAAAAUACCUUCACUUUUGCAUUUUACUUGUUCCAUAUAUUCUGCGUGCAGCAGGGGACAUAGGCAUAUUCCUUGCCUGUAUAUAUAUAUUUGUCCUUCCAUCUGAUACAACAAUGCUAAGAGACUGUUUGACAGAAAGCUUUCAUACAUGUUUCUUAUCCUUUUUUUCAUAGAUUUGUUUUCGUACUGUAUUCAUAUGUUAUUCAGAUUUCACAAUUGAAAGUGGAUUUAAUAAGAUUUUUUUUGACAUUGUAACGCAAUUAAUUUUUGGGGGGGAAUUGGUUAGAUCAGUAAAGACAGAAUAAACUCAUGUUUACUGUUCCAGUAUUAUGUUACUUGAAUGUUAAAAAAUUGCAAAAUUUUGAUGUUUCUGGAUAAUCAAUGGAUAAAAUCAUUUUUGUAAUUGAUUCCUAAAAUACUGGAAUAGUGGCAAGCUCGUGCAAUAUAAAACAAUACUCUAAACAGUAUUAAUGCAAUAAACCAUACUGUUGAAAAAUGUAUGCAUUCUUUAAGUGUAUGUUCUCUUAUAUGAUGAAGUAAUAUAAUAAUGCAGAUACUGUUCAUUUUGUUAAAUAGUUUGCAUAUAUUAACAUGAACAUGGAUAUGAUUAAUUUUACCCAUUCUGAGAAUAUUUCA